CCCCUCUCGGAUCCCUGCGCGCACGCAAAUAUGUGUAACAAGUAGACAAAUACACCGCGCAAUCGGGAGCCAAGCAAAUAUUGACUUCAACUGUUUAGUCAGUGUACUACAAGAUAGUUAUUCAUGGAAUAUACGUGGCAUUUUCAAUAGUGAUUUAUUAGCCCUAGUUUAAUUCGACAAAAGUUUUGGAUGCAUGUUUAUUUUAAGGUUGGCGACCAGAGGGUAUGGCCUCAGAAGAGGGAGCAGAUGCGCUCAAAAUAUACUGGGAACACUUCUUCAAGGCGGAGACAGGAACUUAUGAGAAAUCGACAUGGCUCGACUUGUUCCUAGCCGAGUUUAUCGUCCGUCUCAACGAAGGAUGCAACCCAAAAGAUUUAAUCAAGUUCUGCCCAUUGAGCGGCGUGGUGUCGCUGGUGGGGUGCGAGCUGCUCUGCGGCAUCCACCGCGUGACGUCAUCAAUAAACACGCACUUCUCGCCGCCGCUGCCCUCGCCCUCCCCCUCCCCCUCGCCGCUGCCCUGCCCCCCACUCGACCUGUCACCAGAUGACACUGCUAAUGAAGAGCCUAAAAGUGAGGGCACGCCACAGAAGUCAUCCAGCCUAUUCACUCGCACUAAUACGCAGUCAUCUUCGGAGAUAUUGCGUCACUAUCUGCUGGGUGGACUUGCUUGGCGCUGUCUCGUCAUGCUCAAAGCGCUGGGUGUUGAGGGUCUCUCCUGUUGCCGGCAGCUGAGUUCAGUCCUGAUAUGGUUGUUCGGUGAGCUGAGUGCGGCAGGUCGAGUUCCUCAUCGAGGGAACACUAGACGUGAUCCACGGGUGCCUAUACACGAGCUGUUUUCCAACAGAAUAUGGUCGAAACAGAAAUCAAAUGGAGUACAAAAUCCAUCGGCGGCGUUAGAGAAAGGUUCCCUGUCUGCGAGGUCAAGGUACAACGGCUUGACACGAUUAGAAUCAGACGCAAAAAGUAAAAGAAAGUCCGCCAGGAAUUCAGAAAUUUCCUCAGAUUCCGGCGAUACGAACGACGACUUACAAGUACUGAACCGCUCAAUGACAAUUAAAGUGUGCGCGCCCAACGAUGACUUUGCAUAUUUCAACACUCCCAUACGCUCGUCCAGCGAAUUCACCGAGCCGCUGUACUCCGAUCCCUUUUACACGCCGCGCAAGGCCAAACCGAAAGCUGACGAUUAUAUGAAAGAUAAGCAUCGACAGAUCAUCAAUUCAGAAAUCGGAACCUUCGAAUUCACGUUGCUCAUAAUAGACUUGUUGCAAGAGUUAUGCAAAGCGGAAAGCAGUUUGUCCGGCUCCGAAGGAUCGCAGAUAUCCAUGCAAUGUAUAAAUUUUUCGCUCAAAAAUCUUUGUUCCUUGCAAUUCGGUUCUAUGCCGACGCAGUCGUAUGAUCAGCUAGAGUUGGCUAAUAUCAAAGUAGCCCUCACAGAGCUGUUGAUAGUGUCUCUAGAUCAAGUUUUGGUCCACUCAGAUUUGUGUGCCAAACUGAUAAACAUCGGUAUACUUCCUAUGCUUCUUCGUAUUCUCGAAGAUGUCGUCUGCAAGUCGAGUGCCAAAUACAAUACCAAAGUUGAAAAACAGAACCGUGCCAAAGAUGUAGAGAAGCCGGAUAAAAUAGAAUCAGAGUAUCUUCUGAAAUUUGUUUUCGGUAUAGCAUAUUCUAUUACAGCUUUUUUCUAUUGCUUGCUCAUGCAGUGUCGAUCCGUGGAAAAGUUGAGAGAGUUCACGGAUCAGUUUAGAUUAUAUGGAGAAUGUUUUAAAGGUGGUUUGCUCAAGGAGUGUAUUGAACUAAUGAUUCGGAUACCAGGGUUAGACGAUAACGAAACUGUGAUAUUGGUUAAGAAGCUAAUAGAAUGUAUAGGAAAGUUAGUUAGUGGGAUGAAACGAGUCAGGAGUGAAGUGAUACACUCGGCGGCGUGUCCGCGGAGUCGACAUAAAGCCUGUAGACAGAGAGUUGCGGCUGGGAUGCAUCAUCAUCACGACAUUUUGGGCGAAGCUGGAACUGGCCUACCCUUACCUUCGGCUUGUUGCGUCUCAGUACUGUAUGGAACGCUCACAUCGCUCGUACCCGAUGAAGAAAUAUCAGCGCAUAAAGUUCUGAGAAACAAAAUUCUACGCGUUAUGCUAAAAUGUGGAGUGUGUUGUUGUUUUUCGCCAACCAUUUUAAUGGAGAGCAUAGUGAGGCUGAUGUUGACGCAUAACAGUGUGGCGAGUCUUUGCUUGCAAUUACUAGAACACACCGUUUACGGAGACUUGGGAGCGAGUGUCCUGAUACCCAAAGUGACCGACCAGCUUCCUUGUUCUAUAUGUGAACAAUGCGAUGAUAAUAGAAAUCUUGGAAGAAAAUAUUGCGCUCACGGUGUCAGUCCCAUGGAGAGAAAGAACGUGUGGUCUUUCCUGAUACAUUAUAACUCUUUACUCCAGUUGGAUAAUCAUAACAACGUGUUACACGCUACUGUUAGCCACUUGUUAAAGGUGACGCCAAAAUGUCGUAUGGAAAUGAAAUAUGAGUUACUCUUCAGCGUGAUUUAUCCCACAUUUAUUGUGUCAAAACAUAGAUACAUAAUACGGCUCGAAGAAUCGGCUUAUUUUUUAACAGUAUCGUGCCUAAAUAUCUUCGCCAAUCUAUUGAACACCGUGUCUUUCGCCGAGCAGUUCAUUCAAAAAGGCGGCCUGAGUUAUGUCCUGGAAUUGAUAUCGCUUCCAGAGUUUUCUAGCCAGUGCUGUGCGAUACUCGAAAUAGCAAUAAUAGUCGAAAUAUACAAGCUAAUGAAAGAGAACGCUGAACUAACAUAUUUUCGUGAAAUGAACUCCCUCGCGUCCGUGCAGAUGCUAUUCAAAUCUCUCUCCGAAGUGACAGACAAGUGCUGCCUCGCAUAUAAAGCGAAGCUACCCACGGAGAAGUUUAAAGAGCUCUGUGAUAUAAACAAGGAGAGGGAAAUGCUAUCACUGGUGGCCAAAGCGACGGAAUAUAUGAGGCCUUCAUUUCCUGUUUCGAUAAAGCCUUUAUACUCAGACAACAAGUUGGAAGAGAAGACGGAGGAAUGUGCCGAGAUCUUGAAGAACGUUCUCACGUUUUGGAAGUCGUGUGCCGGGCUGUGCCUCCACAGUCCGAUGUUCCGGGAGUACACGGUCAGCGAGUCGGUGUUCACGGAGAGCUACGCCCUGCUGAAGGUGCUGCUACACGUGGUGUGCAACACGGAGCCUCCGGCAGCGGAGAGCAGGCUGCUCAUCAAGAUCAUGGAAGCUCUGUUGACCGUCCAGUUCUCUGUCUCUGACGCAACAUCAGGCCGGUCCAAGGAAACGAGUUGCUACGUAGUGCGAAGCGCGCUCAGCGAGCACGCGAGCGGCGCGGGCGCGUGGCGCGGCGCGGCGGGCGGGCUGCGCGCGCUGUGCGACGCGCUGAUUGGCGUGGCGGUGGCGCGCCCAACCAACUCUCCACCUAACUUCACGCCGUUUAAGGUGCCGUCACUAUCUUAUGGGUCUUCAAGCAGCUCCACUGAAUGCUCAUCUAGUGAAGACAGCUUCUGCGGGCCCUACCUCGAGCCUAGCGAACUCAGUGAGCCCCACGAGAGACCAGACGACGGAUAUGAGGCAGAUGUAGAGCUGGGAAAACUAGAAGUGACCAAGAUGUUCAAAUCGCGAAAACUCUCUGACUCUUCUAUAUUUAGCUACGUGUCAGGUGAUAAAUGUAUAGAAGCGAUCAGCAAAGAAUGCCCAGAAUACAACAGGAACGGCGAAAUGACGCACCCAGAGCUCUGUGUCAUCGUUGUCGACAUACUUGCGCAGCUAAUAGACAAAUUACUAGAAGAAGAAGACAGCAAAGCGAAAGACGGCACCGGCGUCGGCUAUGCGGCUAGCAGCGAGGAGAUAGAGCGCGUGUGCGGCAGCGUGGCGCGCGCCUGCGUGGCGCGGCUCGGCUGCGGCGCCGCGCCGCCGCGCCUGCUGCACCGCCUGCUGGCGCCGCACGCGCCCGCCGCGCGCCUGCUGGCCAGGAGCACCCACACGCACGCCGAACUCCAACGCAGCAUCAUCGAGCUGAUAGUGAAGCUGGGCUCGCAGAGCAUGGAGGCGUGCGAGCUGGCCGGCAUCCUGCGGCUGGCGAGCGAGGAGCACGCGCCGCUCGGGGCUCUCGUGAGCGCGCUGUCCCGCCUCGCGGCGCCCACGCCCUUCCAGCCUGACUGCGAGCUGCAGCUGUAUCUCACUGGAGUGGAAGAACCCUUGUACGAGGAGGUGACAAGCGGUGCUGUCAAUCAGCAGGCGGAAACUUUCGCGAGACGCAUGCGCUACAGGCAUCGACGCGCUGGUAUAGUGUCGCCAUGGAGCGUGGGCGCAGUGCGGUGCAGCCUGGAGACUGCGGGCUGGGCGCCCUGGCUGCAGGGCUUCGGCCUGCUCAUGUGGCUCGCCGUCACUCCCCAUAAAGAAGAGAAGGUCGAAUGGCAGGACGAUCCACCCGACCCGCCGAAAGCGAAGCACAAGGAGUCCAACGGUGCCGCCAGCGACCUCAUACACGUGUUCAGUGUGGGACACGAUUCUCUCGUCUUUGAACUUUGGGUCAACCCUGCUAAUGGCGAGCUAACCGUGAAGCUGACGCGGGCGGAAGACGACGUGAACCGCGUGCUGAGCGCGGCCACGUCGCGCUGCGCGCUGCCGCCGCGCUGGGCCUGCCUCGCGCUCAACGUGGCCGAGCGGCUCGACCGCCGCCACAUCUGCAUACAGGUCACGGUGUACAUAAAUGGACGCGAGUGUGAAGUUUUGUCGCUGCCACUGCAAGGCAUCCUGGUGCGCAAGGUGACGCCGACGAACGUGGUGGUGGGCGAGGCGCGGGCGGCGGGCGGCGCGCGCGGCGCCCUGCGCGCCUCCAGCGUGCGCGUGUUCCGCGCGCCCGUGCUGGCGCCGCCCGCCGCGCUGCACCUCGCCGCGCACGGGCCCGACGCGCCCUGCCAGCCCCGCUGUGAAUCCGCGAACUAUCCAUCUAUCAUCACCCCGGAACUCUUAGACAUGGAUAUUGACUGGGAUCAGGUGUACGAGAUAUCGAGCAAUACAUUGCGAGAAAUCAACGACAAUUUGCUGCUACUGUUCUCGGCAAAUGCGCCGGACAUCAUGAACUUGUAUCAGCCUCCAGUGGCCACGCCUACCGUGUUCGGGGGCCGCGCGGUGGGCGGGCGCGCGCUGUGCAGCAGCGGCGUGCCGGAGCCGCAGCGCUGCGCGUGGGCGGCGCGCCCGCGCCCGCGCCCGCGCGCCAACCACAACCUGCACAACGCGCUGCUCUCGCUCGGCGGGCCCGACCUGCUGCUUUUCCUCUACGCCAGGGUACGCCGCACGCAACCACUCGCCGCUCACCUGCUUAUGUGUUUUUUACGAAUGUCGCUAGUGAUAAUCCGCGAGGCGUGCGACCGCUCGGUGAUCGACGUGAGCGGCGGCGCCGUGCGCGUGGACUGCGCCACGCCCGCCGUGCUGCUGGAGCCGCGCCUGCUGCUGCUGCUGCUGCGCGCCUCGCGAUACCUGGACGCGCAGCCGGAAAUACAAUGGGAAGAGAUCGACAUGAGCGCUGAGAACGACCAAGAAGACGAAGGCGUGGCGAGGCGGCAGCGAGGCGAAGCGGCGAGCGGCUCGUCGUGGUGCCUGGUGCUGGCGGCGCUGGCGGCGCUGCUGCGGCCCACGCAUCCGAGGCGAAGCUUUAACGCGUACCAGGCCGCGAGGGUUCCGCUGCUUAACCACUUGUUGCUGGCUUGUAAGGAGCGGUUCCUCAACUCGGAGGCGCCGGCGCUGUCGGAGCGCAGCAGCGGCACGCUGGUGCGGCUGGUGCGCGCGCUGCUCGACGCGCCGCCGCUGCUCGCCAACAUCGCGCUCAUCGCCGACUUCCUGCUGCUCAUGCACCAGGCAAGUGAAACAUUCAUAACACACUCGCGCGCGAACUUCUACUUCCUGGUGACGUCAGAGACGCCGGACAGCGGCGAGUUCAACCUGCUGCAGCUGCUGCGCAAGCGCAAGCAGCCCGUGCGCUGGCGCAGCCGCGACGCGAUCGACAAGUCCAGCUCGUCCAGUGCGUCCAACGACGACCGCGACACGGACGGCGAGAGGACCGACGUAGACCACUCCAAGCAAAUCAAGUCUAUUGUUAACUCCAGAAUUAAGGAGAACCGGAACAGCAUUUCAUCUACGUCAGAGUACUCGGAUACCACUACAGCGGAGGUGGGCGGAAGCGACGGCGGAGGGGAGAGGAGCGAGAACGGAGACGUCGACCCUCUCAAGGAGUACGUUGUUAUCGAUUCGGAGGAAGUGGAACAGACUAACGUUGAUAUGUACUCUGACAGCUUGUAUCAACAGCAGCGCGGAGUACGUGCAGGCGCAGAGCCGGGCUGGAGCGCGUGCUCCGGACUGUUGCUUCUGCUGCGCGAUACUGUGCUGCAACUGCCGCAACACUUGCUGCCGCAGGCGAUAGGCGGCGCGAUCCAGCCGGAGCAAGUGGCGGUGCUGGCCAACCACCGCAGUGCGCACGUGCGCGCCGGCGUCGUGCGCGUGGCCGCCGCGCUGCAGCGCCGCCACCCCGCCGCCACGCAGCACCUCUACGUGCACCUCGCCAACCAGAUCUCUAUGUACGAGGGCUCGUGGGAGCUCGCAGAGGCGUGCACGGCGCUGCUCACCGGACAAGACUUGCCACUGGAAGACCAAAUUGAUGAGGAGGUGUGGGCGCGCGCGGACGACACGUGGGCGGCGCGCGCGGCGCCGCUGCUGGCCGCGCUGCCCGCCUGCCUGCCCGACGUGCCGCUCGCCCACAACAUCGUCGCCGUGCUGCGCCGCCUCCUCGACAAGUUAUCAGUGAAAGCUUUACACGAGAUAGCGCUCACAGAGGUGGUGGUGCGCUGCAUCAGUUCCGUGGGUGCGAGCGGUGGGUCCGGUGCAGCUGGUGCGGAGGGCCGCGACCUCCUGCUGGAGGACCUGCAGGACCUGCUCGUCCGUUUCGCACUCAAAGUGCUGGCGGGAAACCACAGCACUCAAAUAAUAGUAGAUAUGCACCAUCUGCUGAGCUACAUAGAGCGCGGUGGCAACGGAGACUCGGUUCCGACGAGCGGGCAAGAGGAGGGCGAAGGCCCGGGCGAGGAGGGCGUGGCGCAGGCCGCGAGGCAGGCGCAGGUGGCGCUGUACAUUGCUCAGCUCGAUUAUUUGGAGGCCAGGCUGCACCAGAUCCACGUCAGCACCGCUGAUAAGAUCGCGGGCUACUUCAGUAACGUGCUGUCCGCGUCCGCGUCGGCGGAGCGCGGCGAGCGCGGCGAGGCGGCGGCGCGGCACGGCGCGGCGCUGGCGCGCGCGGCCGCCGGCCUGCUGGCGCGCUCGCCGCGCCGCCCGCUCGCCGGCGCCGACGCGCUGCUCUUCCGCGUGAACGGCGGCGGCGGGCGGGCGCGCUGGCGCUGGGGCGGCGGCGCCGAGUGGGCGGCGCUGCUGAGCGAGGUGUUCUGGUGGGCGGCCAGCCCCGCGGCCGGCGUGCGCGCGCUGCAGCCGCGCCUGCUGCGCGCGCUCUACUGCGCGCCGCCCGCCGUGCGCGACGCGCUCGCGCCCAAGGACCCCUCGCACAUGCGCAAGCUGUCCGUGUACCUGUUGACGAUGAUCCGGCACAUCCACCUGGCGGCGGAGGGGACGCCGGCCGAGCCGCUGGAGCUGGCCAUCAUCGAUUGGGCGCGCGACUGGGCCGUGGGCUCGCAGGCCGAGCUGGCGGAGCGCCCGCUGCCGGCGGAGGCCGAGCGGCUGCUGCGCGCCGACGAGCUGCGCUGGGCGCGCACGUACGGGCCCGCCGCGCAGGCCGCGCACCAGGCUAAGGCAGUGUUCAGUCGUUCGGCGCUGGCCAGCCGCGUGUGCGAGACGGCCAUGGCGGCGACGCGGCGCGUGGUGGACGCGCAGAACGCCGAGCGCAAAGCCUUCCUCGACCACCUGCGGGACGCGCACGCCCGCGUGGCGCGCGCGCACACGCGCUGGGCGCGCACCAUCGACGCGCACACGCACGAGCGAGGAGUGUGGCACCGCUCGCGCGGGUAUCCGCUGUCGUGGCAGCUGGACAGCACGGAGGGGCCGGGCCGCGUGCGCCUGCGCCUCAAGCGCGCGCACCUGCGCCUGCCGCCCGACAAGCUGCAGCCCGCGCACCGAUACAAGACCGAGAACAGCGAGCACCCGCCGCCGCUGCAGGCGGUGCUGGCGGGCGGUGGGGGCGGGGCGGGCGGGGCGGGCGCGUGGCGAGGCGCGCGGCUGCAGCGCGGCGAGGCGGUGGCGCACAUGGCGCGCGCGCGCAGCGUGGCCGUGGCGGCGGAGCGGGCGGGCGAGCUGCUGCUCACGGACCGCGCCAUCCACUUCGUGCCCGACGCGGGCGACGGCGACGCCUGGCCCGCGCACAGCGUCUACGCGGCCGCCACGCGCCGCUGGUGCCUGCAGGAGCGCGCCGUCGAGGUGUUUGUCCGUCCGUCUCGCGCGUACCUGAUCGCGUUCGAGACGCCGGCCGACCGCACCGCGUUCCUCACGCAACUGGCACGCUUACACCCGCACAUCAAAACGGAGCCAGAGAGCCUAACGGAAGCGAUGAACCAGUGGCGCAACGGGCAGAUCACAAACUGGGAGUACCUGAUGAUCCUCAACGGGCUGGCGGGCCGCUCGUACAACGACCUGAUGCAGUACCCGGUCAUGCCCUUCGUGCUCGCCGACUACACGUCCAAGAUCCUAGACCUCACGGACCCGGCGUCUUUCCGGGACCUCAGCAAGCCCAUGGCCGUGCAGAAUAAGAAUCGGGAGCAGCAUUAUAUCAACACUUAUAAUGACCUGAAAGCGGCGCGGCGGACAGGCUGCAGCCCGCUGCUGUCCCGGCAGCCGCACCACUACGCGUCGCUGUACUCCAACUCGGGCGGGGUGCUGCACUACCUGGUGCGGGUGCCGCCCUUCACGGAGCAGUUCCUCAAUUAUCAGGACAAUAACUUCGACAUGCCGGACCGCACGUUCCACUCGCUAGCGACCACGUGGCGACUCAUCACCAACGACUCGCCGACGGAUGUCAAGGAGCUCAUACCAGAGCUCUAUUAUCUGCCUGAAUUGUUUUAUAAUAACGAAGGGCUGGAGCUGGGCGUGCGGCAGUGCGGGCUGCGCGUGGACAGCGUGCAGCUGCCGCGCUGGGCGGCGGACGCGCGGCUGUUCACGCUGCUGCACCGCCAGGCGCUGGAGGCGCCGCAGGUGGCGGAGCGCCUGCCGCACUGGCUCGACCUGGUCUUCGGCUACAAGCAGACCGGCCAGCCCGCCGUCGACGCGCUCAACGUCUUCCCGGCUUGCACAUACUACGGGUUCGACCCGGCGGCGCUGGAGGACGAGGUGGACCGCACGGCGGCCGAGGCGAUGGUGCGCACGUACGGGCAGGCGCCGCGCCAGCUGCUGCGCGCGCCGCACCCGCACCGCGCGCCCGACCUCGCGCCCGCCGCGCACACGCAGAUGGGCGCGUCGGUGUACGCGGGCGCGGUGGGCGUGCGCUGGGGGCGGUACUGCGGCUCGCCCGCGCAGCCGCCCGCGCGCGUGGCGCUGCGCCGCACGCACGCGUCCGCGCACGCGCUGCUGGCGCUGCCGCACGCGCGCGCCGCCGCCGUCUGCGCGCGCCACGCCGCGCUCAUGCCCGUGCACGAUGAACCGAUAGCCACAGGAUCUGGCGCAGCGGGCAUCAAGGGAGCGAGUCCAGCCACUAACGGGACCAGUCCCAGCGUGGGGCUGGUGACGUGGGGUCAUGGGGAUGGGGCCGUGAGGCUGCGACGUCGACGAGAUCUGCCCCCGGAUAUCCUGUUCCAAACGCCUCCCACUGAUCAGAUCACGUGCGUGUGCACGUGGCAGGCGGGGCGGUGGGGCGCGGCGCUGGGGCUGGCGGGCGGCGGCGUGGCCGUGCUGCGCGCGGAGAGCCGCGGCGGCGUGCUGCGCGUGCGCACGCGCCGCCUGCACGCGCACGCCGCGCCGCUCGCGCACGUGGCCGCCGCGCCGCAGGCCACGCUGCUGGCCACCGCCAGCUGCGACGGCCUCAUCGUGCUCUGGGACCUGCACGAAUUGACAUACAUCCGUACUCUGCCCAACCGGGACAUGCUGCGCGUGCGCCUAGUGGCCAUCAGCCCCACACUCAGCGACGUGGCCAGCGUGCACGAGCCGCACACGCGCGCGCACUCCGACGCGCACGACACGCUCGCGCCUGCGCCCGCGCCCGCACACGCGGACGCGCACGCGCACGCCGACGAGCCUGCGGACAGUGACGUGCUCGACUAUGAGAAUGAUGACACGUACAAGUACAAGUCGUUGAUACGCGUGCACACCGUUAAUGGGCGGUUUGUUGGCAGCGUGAAGGUGGCGGAGGCGGUGCGCUGCGUGACGUACUCGCACUGCGCCGAGGGCACCAGCGUCAACUGCGUGGCCGUGGGCCUGCGCUCCGGCGGCGUGCGCCUCUACUCC
Zerene cesonia (dogface butterfly) is the source of this 10460-nucleotide messenger RNA. It is a transcript of the gene mv, whose product is annotated as lysosomal-trafficking regulator. Gene Ontology annotation, biological process: intracellular protein localization. The record is from RefSeq and is a predicted model, not a curated record. Gene Ontology annotation, molecular function: protein kinase binding. The annotation marks the transcript as partial. Gene Ontology annotation, cellular component: cytosol; membrane. The transcript is spliced from 52 exons. NCBI's taxonomy places the organism in Eukaryota, Metazoa, Arthropoda, Insecta, Lepidoptera, Pieridae.